Molecule: messenger RNA, 2540 nt
Organism: Carya illinoinensis
Lineage: Eukaryota; Viridiplantae; Streptophyta; Magnoliopsida; Fagales; Juglandaceae
Product: transcription factor TGA2.2-like
Exons: 11
Coding region: 854-2239 (461 amino acids)
Biological process (GO): regulation of DNA-templated transcription; DNA-templated transcription
Molecular function (GO): DNA-binding transcription factor activity; sequence-specific DNA binding
Source: RefSeq, a predicted model, not a curated record
GCCCGCAAGAAGACGUCUUGAGAUUGGAAUUAUCCAAACGUCGCUGCCCUAUUUUUCUCUCACUUAACCCAAUGAUACACAGACCCCAACCAUCGUAUCAUCGUCAAAAUCCCAGGUUUACCUAACAUAAAAUAUGUUGGGCUUGGCUUGGGUUUAGCUGGCUUGACUGGAAACCAUGUAACGACAAUUACUAUGAUUGUAGGUCUUGGAGUACCAUCACCCUAAAUUUGCAUGUUUUAUUGUCUGGUGCGUGCAAUUAAUUUUUUUUAUUUAUAAUUAAUAAGAGAUUUUUUUACUGAAAAGCCCAAAUACACAGGAAGUAUACAAAGGAAAUACCUACCACACUCUAGAAGCAGGAAAAAGACUAGUACAGAUUCAGUACAUAAUCAACGUCAUUCCUUACAAAAAUCAUAGCCCACAAACACAAAGUAGAAAAGAAAAAAUUCCGAAGUUCACCAAAAGAACGCACUGUCUUCAAAACAUCUCUUAUUCCUUUCCAGCCAAAGACACCACAUUAAACACAAAGGAAUCGUAUUCCAUUUGGAAGCUACACAUUUCCUUCCCGCAAAACCUCAUUCUAUAAAGACUUUGCCACCUCACAAUGAAGAAAGAGAUGAUUUACAGAUUCACCACCCUUCUUGCACAUGACACACCAACCAGCAAUACACAAACUACGUUUUUUAAGGUUAUCCGUGGUCAAAACUUUCCCUAGAGCAACCACCCAACUGAAAGUAAUAAGGAAAACUCUCUUGAUUGACCAAUCCUUGCUUUCUGUCAAAAAUCUUCUUUCCAUUUGGGUAGUUAGAUCAAAAGGAUUUCUCUAGGGUUCUAGUUCUGGAGAGAUUUUGAGAUUAUGAUUAUAGCAUCUCAAGAUGACAUUAGUACAGCAUUUUGGGGUACAACUUGGGUGGCUAUAAUUUGGAGAAUAAUUUUCAGUUGCACAAAGGGAAAUUCAAUACAUUCUUCUCGCGUUCUUGAUUUUGGGGGGAUUGAUCAAUCAGUUGGAUUUCACUUGGAGGAUGUUGCUGACCUGACUGGAAAUACCGUGAUUCAUUCGACAAGAGUAAGUGGGCAAGCAGUUGCAUCCUAUAUCCUUCAUAUUGGCACUUCUGAUAAGGCGACAAGUUCACUUGAUAUAAAUCCAUUUACUUUCCAAGCGGAGCGUCAGAGGUUGCCAUUAGAAAAGGGGUCAACUCUGGUUUCUAUAUCAAGUGGUCAUCUAGAGAACAGGGAAGAGCCUGCAAUGGCUGAUGCAAGUCCCGGGACUGAUAUCUCAACAGAUGUGGAUACAGAUGACAAGAAUCAGAGGUUUGAUGGCCAAUCUCUUGGUAAUGUAGCUUCUGAUUCUAGUGACAGAUCAAAGGAUAAAACAGAUCAGAAGACUCUCCGCAGGCUUGCUCAAAAUCGGGAGGCUGCAAGAAAAAGCCGAUUGAGGAAAAAAGCAUAUGUGCAACAGCUGGAGAGUAGUCGUUUGAAGCUGACCCAACUAGAGCAGGAGCUUCAACGAGCAAGACAGCAGGGAAUUUUCAUAUCAAGCUCGGGAGACCAAGCCCAUUCAAUGAGUGGAAAUGGGGCAAUGGCAUUUGAUGUAGAAUAUGGGCGGUGGCUGGAAGAGCAUAAUCGGCAAAUUAAUGAACUGAGAUCAGCAGUCAAUUCUCAUGCAAGUGAUACGGAGCUACGAAUUAUUGUUGAUAAUAUCUUGGCACACUACGAUGAGAUUUUUAGGCAGAAGGGCAUUGCAGCUAAGGCUGAUGUUUUCCAUUUGUUGUCUGGCAUGUGGAAAACACCUGCUGAGAGGUGUUUCUUGUGGCUUGGUGGGUUCCGAUCUUCUGAGCUCUUGAAGCUUCUUCUGAAUCAAUUGGAGCCUCUAACAGAGCAGCAACUGGUAGGCAUUACCAACUUGCAGCAGUCUUCGCAACAGGCGGAAGAUGCAUUAUCUCAAGGGAUGGACGCAUUGCAACAAUCCCUGUCUGAGACACUAUCCAGCGGGAAUCUUGGUUCCUCAGGUUCAUCUGGGAACGUUGCGAACUACAUGGGACAAAUGGCAAUGGCCAUGGGGAAGCUAGGGACCCUUGAGGGGUUCAUUCGCCAGGCUGACAAUCUCCGGCAACAAACGCUGCAACAAAUGCACCGUAUAUUGACAACACGCCAAUCAGCCCGUGCUCUCCUUGCAAUACAUGACUAUUUCUCCCGGCUACGUGCUCUUAGUUCCCUCUGGCUUGCCCGCCCAAGAGAAUGAACACCUUCUGCUUCACCAACGCUGACUGGUAAAAUUAUGGAUCCUGAAAAAAAAAAAAAAAAAAAAAAUUCUCACUUCAAAUUGACUCUAUGAUCCGGUACUCGGGAUACUCGGUCAUCAUUACAGUUUUUCUUUUCUAGAAUUUUCCUGUGUUGUAGUCUUAGAACUCCAGCGUAUCAUUGAUAUUAGUGUUCCCCUGUCCAUCAUGUUCACAAUCGUAUCAUCUAGAAAUGGUAUGGUUGGAUAAGCUACAUGUAUCUUGUUUGUUGUCAAUAAUAAUGUUACUUUUUAUUCUGUGUAA